Messenger RNA from Argentina anserina (silverweed cinquefoil), 1408 nucleotides. RefSeq lists its product as uncharacterized. Bases 73 to 1086 code for a protein of 337 amino acids. The record is from RefSeq and is a predicted model, not a curated record. The transcript is spliced from 9 exons. Lineage: Eukaryota; Viridiplantae; Streptophyta; Magnoliopsida; Rosales; Rosaceae.
GACUUCAUAGAAGUCUGGAGUGUACAUAACAAGGGACACAGUAUCUGCGGCAGCGGCGAAAGACAAGCAACCAUGGCGACAGAACUGGAAGAACUAGUGGGCUUUCUAUCUUCUCCAUCUCCAAAUUUGAAAAAGGCUGCUGUUGAUAUUGUUCAUGGAUUAACCGGGUCUGAAGAUGGCUUGAAGUCGCUUGCCAAUCAUGCAGACAUUCUCCUGCCGCCAUUAUCUCGGCUCUUAGGUGGAAACAAGGAGGUCUCAGAACCUGCAGCAGUAGCUCUUGUUAAUCUUUCCCAAAGGUCGGCUGUAGCAGCAAAGAUGGUUGACAUGGGAUUGAUUAACCUGGCUAUGGACCUUUUAUUUAAGUCAGAGCCUAAUAUUAGCCGGCUGUUGGUGAUGCUUUUAGUUAAUCUCACACAAUUUGAAAGUGGUACCGCUUCCAUACUCCAGUCCGGAGAUGAGAAAAUGCAAGGGCUCUAUGUUAUGAAGCUUGUGAGAUCAUUCUGUAGAUCCACCUCUGGUGAAGAUACCGAAGAUCCAUUUGAACAUGUUGGGUCUAUACUUGUGAACAUCUCAAAGAAAGAAGCAGGCAGGAAACUUUUACUGGACCCUAAGCGUGGCCUUCUGAAGCAGAUUAUUAGACAGUAUGACUCUUCUAGCCCGUUGAGAAGGAAAGGGGUCUCUGGAACUAUUCGUAACUGUUGUUUUGAAGCUGAUAGCGAGCUUCAGAAUUUGCUUUUGAUUUCAGAGUUUCUCUGGCCAGCUUUGCUUCUGCCUGUUGCUGGUAACAAGAUUUACAGUCAGCAAGAUAGAUCGAAAAUGCCACUUGAGGUUAGUAGUGCUCUUUCAAUUGAGCGUGAGCCAGUUGAUGAUCCUGAAAUUCGUGCUGAAGCCCUGGAGGCAAUAUACAUGAUCACAUUACAGGAGGCAGGUCUAAGAGCCUUUUGGUCUGUCAAUGGACCAAGAAUAAUACAAGUAGGUUACGAAGACGAGGAAGAUCCUAAAGUAAUGGAAGCAUAUGAGCAACUUGGCUCCUUGUUGAUCAAUAGCAGCGGGACAGAAGAACCAGCAAUUGAGACAUCGAAUUAGCAGCACAGAAGCUUCAAUUUUGAUCCACUGUACCUGCCGCAGGUUCUCAGUGAUGGCAUUCCAACUCAAACCAAUGUCUUUAAACAUCUUCAAUAUGGCCUGACGGCGUGACCUUCCUCCCUGUCCGAACAGUUGCUCAGCAGAAGCAUUGCGAAUUAUGCAUUGAAAUUCAAUAGUUAUGUUCGGAGGAAAAGAAACAGCGUCGUUUUCACAUUGAAAGUAGAUCAGCCUUGCGCUUUGUAUGAAUCCUUAAAAGUUACUAUGUUAGGUUACCAUGAACACUGAAAUUUACUUCUAUCGAAUCGUCGAACUCUUUCACCAU